AUGGCCGGCACCUCGCCUUCGAGAGCAGCUAAGUCCUCAUCUAGAAGAAGAUCAACUUCGGCAACCAAAAAUGUCGAUUACUCGUUAGACGAGGACGAUGCAGAACUGAGAGACGAUGAAAAUGAUGAAGAUUACAACGAAGAUAUACCUGAUGAUGAAGACAACGAGGAUGACAACCUCGAACUAGAAAAUGAAAAGGGUGUCAGGGGAUCGACAAAUGGGAGCCGACAGACUUCUCAAGAUCCUGGUAUGACUUUAUCCCGACCAUCAGGGCCGUCCAGACGAGGGAGACCACCAAAACGUAAGAAUACUGCAGUCGACACAACUUUACCACUUAUUGAUAGUUCCAAACUAGAAAAUGGUGGCACGAAUAAUAACAACAACGGUGGUGCUCCGAAGCGGCCACACCUGUCAUUUCCAGUCGAUGAAAACGGGGAUCCUCUACCUGUUGUAAAUGACGAGUAUACGCUUCCUGACGACGCUGAGGGAGACACCAAAAUUAAUAGAGACGGCGAUUUACUGGGUGGACGCCAGUUUUUGGUACGAACUUUUACGUUGUCUUCGCGUGGCGAAAGGAAGUACAUGCUUUCGACAGAACCUGCGCGAGCUGUGGGGUUUAGAGACUCCUACUUGUUCUUCCAGUAUCACUCAAACUUGUACAAACUGACAAUAUCCCAGGACGAAAGAAAUGACCUCAUCCAUCGCGGCAUAAUACCGUACUCGUAUAGAACACGCACAAUCACUCUUGUGGCUGCUAGGGGAGUUUUCAAGGAAUUUGGUGCCAAAAUCAUUGUUGAUGGGAAAAACAUUACAGACGAUUACUAUGCUCAAAGGUUGCGCGACGAGGGCCGAGUUGUAGAGGGAUCGUAUGCACGGGAACCUCCUGCCUCCUUCAGAGGUGGUGCCAAUGGGUUAGCAUUCUCACGUUCGGGUUUCAACCCUGCGAAAAACGCUGUUGAUUUUUUCGACAAACGCAACCACAACAUUGCACCAAGCAGCAACAUCAGCUCUACUAAUUGGCUCUACCAGCAUGCUGCAGCGUGUAGCCGUUUUAACAGCGAUUUGUUCUACGACCGAGAAAGAGUGCUUUUGAUUGAGCACCAAGGAUUGCGUGAUUCUUAUACAAACACCUUACAUCUUCCACAGUCCACGCAAUCUACAAAAGUUUUAAGUUACACGCAAGAUGCGGAUGACAAGCCCGCGGACGGUGGUGUGGUCUAUGAAACCAUCAUAGCAGACAAAGAUUUGACACGGAGAUGCAUUGGCAUUAAAGACGUGUCGCUCGAUAUAUUUGAGGACGUGGUAGACGACGAUAUCAAGCUGGCCAUACUCGAACAGCAACAGUUCGAACGGAACAGCUAG
This is a messenger RNA of Lachancea sp. 'fantastica', 1362 nucleotides long. Lineage: Eukaryota; Fungi; Ascomycota; Saccharomycetes; Saccharomycetales; Saccharomycetaceae. The record is from the annotation of a GenBank genome assembly.